UUAAGAUUGAGACAAAAAAAAAAAAGAGUGAAGAAAACCCUAAGCGUAUUGUUCAGUGACACUGUGUAGGGGAUUUUCUCGUCGUUUCUGGAAUCGAAGAAGGCCGUUAGAUACUCUUCGCACUGAGAAAUCGAAAUCUAGGGUUUCUAGAGAUCUAAUUUUCAGAGAGCGAUGUCUGUUUCUGAUAAAGAGCUCGAGAAUCAGAUUCUCGAAGCAGGCGAAAAUCUUACUCAUCCGCCUUCUUCACUCGAUGAGCUUCUUUCUCUCCUCGACAAACUUUUCAUCUACCUCAUAGAUGUUGACCAGUCACCACACGAGUCAAUGCAAACCGCACUCUCUCCGUUAAUGAAGGCCUUAGUCGCUGGGAAGCUCUUCAACCACUCAGACGCCGAUGUGAGAGUCGCGGUCGCGGUUUGUAUCAGUGAGAUCACGAGAAUAACUGCUCCUGAAGCUCCUUAUGAUGAUGAUCAGAUGAAGGAAGUAUUUAAGUUGAUUGUAUCUUCGUUUGAGUAUUUGCCUGAUUAUUAUAGUCGGUCUUAUUCCAAAAGGAUCUCGAUUCUUGAAACUGUGGCUAAGGUGAGGUCAUGUGUUGUGAUGCUGGAUCUUGAGUGUGAUUCACUUAUUGUUGAGAUGUUUCAGAGUUUCCUCAAGGCUAUAAGGGACUUUCAUCCAGAGAACGUAAUUUCAUCUAUGGAGAAAAUUAUGACACUUGUUUUGGAGGAAAGCGAGGAGAUACCUCCAAAGAUGCUUUCACCCAUUCUACAUUAUGUUAGAGAGGAUGAUGAGGUUCCCGAAGUAGCACGGAGGUUGGCAGAACGAGUUCUCAGUAACUCUGCUGGCAAGCUCAAAAAGUAUCUGACUGAAGCAGUGAAACUGUCUGGUGUCUCUUUAGAUAAGUAUAGUAAGAUAGUGGCUUCGAUAUGUGAAGGGACAUUUAGUGCUUUGCAGGACGACCCACUUGUUGAGAAUGAAAAAGAAGAUAGUGAAGGUCAUUUAGAAAAGGAAGCAGAAGAUAAACAGGAAGUAAUUGCUACACCCGAGCGAAGUGAUGAACCUAAGGAUGAAUCUGGUAAGUCAGGAGUCAGCAACGGCGUUGCGCAGCAGAAUGAUUCUUGUGUUGAUACUGAGUCUGCAAAGAAGCAGGAUGACACGAAUGCUACAGAUGAGCCUCAAUAUCUUGAUAAUCCUAGCAACAUGGACUUGGAUAAUACUUCUGAAGAGAUGCCUGAUGUUGAACAUCAACCUCAGGAAAAGGAACCUAGUUCUGCCACACAGGUGGAUUCAUCAAAGAUUUCAGAUAGCAAGGAUGUGUUAAGUUUGCCUCCUGAUGAUUCAUCUGUUAAAGCAGCCAUUUCUUCUGAAAAUGAUAAGGAAACAAGUAUGCAGGCUCUGCCAUCUAAGACACCAGCUGAAGAAACUGUCAAUGUUAGUUCUCCGUCUAGGGCUGAAGAUCUUGUUGAGGAAAGCCGGCCUAAGAAGACUGAAAAUGAUAAGGAAACAAGUGUGCAGGCUUUGCCAUCUAAGGCAUCAGCUGAUGAAACGGCCAAUGUUAGUUCUCCAUUUAGAGCUAAAGAUCUUGCUGAGGAAAGCCGGCCUAAGAAGACUGAAAAUGAUAAGGAAACAAGUGUGCAGGCUUUGCCAUCUAAGACAUCAGUUGAUGAAACUGCCAAUGUUAGUUCUCCAUCUAGGGCCGAAGAUCCUGUUGAGGAAAGCCGGCCUAAGAAGACUGAAAAUGAUAAGGAAACAAGUGUGCAGGCUUUGCCAUCUAAGACAUCAGCUGAUGAAACUGCCAAUGUUAGUUCUCCAUCUAUGGCUGAAGCUCUUGUUGAGGAAAGCCAGCCUAAGAAGGAUGAAAAUGAUAAGGAAACAAGUGUGCAGGCUUUGGCAUCUAAGACAUCAGCUGAUGAAACUGCUAAUGUUAGUUAUCCAUCUAGGGCUGAAGAUUCUGUUGAGGAAAGCCAGCCUAAGAAGACUGAAAAUGAUAAGGAAACAAGUGUGCAGGCUUUGCCAUCUAAGACACCAGCUAAUGAAACUGCCAAUGUUAGUUCUCCAUCUAAGGCUGAAGAUCUUGUUGAGGAAAGCCGACCUAAGAAGUCUGCAAACCAGAAGAAAAAGAAGAGCUUGACGAAGGAGGCCAAACCAUCAGCUGCUAGUGCUACUGAAGAAGCUUCCGAAGAACCAAACACUUCUGAAGCUAAAGUUACAAAAAAGUCUGGAAAGAAGAUUGCUUCUUCAACUAAAACCAAGUCUACUCUUCCUCCGAAGAAAUGCACCUCUGAGACAAAAGCUGCAAAGCAGUCAGAGAAAAAGGUAGUUGAAAGUAAUAAUGUGCAAGAAUCCUCAAAGCCAAAAGAAGAAAAGAAAGAGCUAGGACGUGGGGAAGCCAUGGAUGAGGACUCAUUAGAUACUUCUUCAGGUGAUAGCGAAAAACCAGCUGUUUCCUCUCCAAAGUCAGCCUCGAAGUCAAAGAAAGAAGUGAAGCGACCAAUAGAAGAAAUUCCUGAUACAAACACAAAGAGAAAACGAAGCCCAGGCAAAGAGAAAGCAUCUGAUCUCCAAAGCCAUGGUGAAGAGUUAGUUGGGUCGAGGGUCAGAGUCUGGUGGCCUAUAGAUAAAGAGUAUUAUAAGGGUGUGGUUAAUUCAUAUGAUUCUGCUAAGAAGAAACAUCUGGUUAUCUAUGAUGAUGGAGAUCAAGAAAUCUUGAAUCUUAAGAAACAGACGUGGCAUUUUCUGGAUGAAUCAGAAACAGAGGGUGAAGAAGCUGAUGAUCAGACGGGUCAUGAGAAAGAAGCCUCCACAGAGCCCCAGAGAAAGAAAGCUAAGACUAGCAAGCAAUCAAAGAUGGAACCGUCAGCGAAAAAGGGUGGUAACAAGUCUAAAGCUGCUCCUGCUUCCAAGUCCGGCAAGAAGUCCAAGGAUGACAAAACAGAGAGCAAACCAAAGCCUCCAAAAGAGGCUAGCAGAGAAGAAGAAGAGGAUAGCUCUGAAGAGGAAACCCUCAAAACCGUUGGUAAAUCAGGAACCAGCAAGGUGAAGAAGAUAUCGAAAUCUGGCACAUCCAAAGGUUCCUCUAAGACUACUACAACUACUCCAAAAUCCAAGUCACGAGGACCUGCAAAAUCUUCAUUACCCAAGGGAAAGGCAGCAAAAGGCAGAGCAAACUCUACACCUUCCUUGAAGGACGAUGAGAGUGAUGCGGAGACAGAGUCUGAAGAGACACCAAAGGCACCAGAACCAGCAACAAAAGGGAAACCAGUGGGUUCAGGCAAGUCGCAGGCGAAGUCUGGUAAUAAGAGGAAGCGAUGAGUAAUGAUGGCCUCAGGAAUGACUUUCCAUCUUUUAUACUUAGAAUUGUGGUUUUGUAAUUUUAAGAUGGAAAGCAUAGUGGUAUUGGUGGGACUUGAUGUUCUGGGAAUUAGAAGUGUAGUCUUGUUUUUUAAGACAAGAAGUGUAGUAGUGAGUGGCUUUGGUUAAUUAUUGUGAUGUUUAUUCUUUGACCAUGUUUUCCUUGUCAUCUCUCCAUUGAGUAUUGGUUAGAGAAUAUUUGGGUAGGUGCAUUUUCUUGACUAUUAGCAGUAAGUUUACCUAAAACGUCAGUGACAUAUUUGGAUUUUAUUUAGGUGCUGAGCUAUGUAUUUACUCUAUUCAUAAUCAUUGUUUAGAACCAAAUUUUAUAUUUUAGUUUGCG
This is a messenger RNA of Eruca vesicaria subsp. sativa (arugula), 3688 nucleotides long. NCBI's taxonomy places the organism in Eukaryota, Viridiplantae, Streptophyta, Magnoliopsida, Brassicales, Brassicaceae. The record is from the annotation of a GenBank genome assembly.